Messenger RNA from Telopea speciosissima, 1187 nucleotides. RefSeq names its product probable nucleoredoxin 3. Bases 26 to 1183 code for a protein of 385 amino acids. Lineage: Eukaryota; Viridiplantae; Streptophyta; Magnoliopsida; Proteales; Proteaceae. Gene Ontology annotation, molecular function: thioredoxin-disulfide reductase (NADPH) activity. The record is from RefSeq and is a predicted model, not a curated record. The transcript is spliced from 3 exons.
UUUUCUUGACUUCCUUCUAGCUGUGAUGGCAGGAGGUGAGAAUCAAGCAGAGUAUGUCAAUGGCAGCAGCAUCACCUCAUCAAUUUUAGCAGCAGAAGGGGUUGAGUUCCUUGAAUCAUCUGAAGGCAAGGUUCCCCUGUCAUCACUUGAUCAAAAGACAAUCUGCCUCUUCUUCUCAGCUAAUUGGUGUAGACCUUGUAGAGCUUUCAUUCCCCAAUUGGUGAAACUCUAUAACACACUAAGAAACACAGAUAGAAAUCUGGAGAUCAUUUUUGUCUCCUUUGAUAGGGAUGAGAAUGGAUUUAGAGAACACUCCAAGUUGAUGCCAUGGUUAGCAGUCCCUUUCGACAUUAAUAUAUGUAGACGAUUACGCAAUCACUACCAUGUUGUCCGUAUACCUUCUCUAAUUCCAUUGUAUUCAAAUGGAGAACCUGUUGAAGGAGAUGCAGUGCAGUUGAUUGAAGAUUACGGUAUCGAUGCUUUUCCAUUCAGAAGAGAAAGAAGAGAAGAAUUGAUGGCUAUGGACAAGAUGAAGCGUCAAGGGGGGAAACUAGAUGAUCUAUUAGUAAAUGGAUCACGCGAUUACGUUGUUUCUGGGGAUGGUAGAAAGGUACUAGUUUCUGAACUUGUUGGUAAAACAAUUGGACUCUACUUUGGGGCUCAUUGGUGUCCCCCAUGUCGCGCUUUUACCAUUCAACUUAAAGAGGCAUACAAUGAGCUCAAGAUCAGCCAAAACAGAACAUUUGAAAUCAUUUUCAUCUCUACAGACAGAGACCAAGAAGAAUUCAAUCUCCAUAUUACAAGCAUGCCAUGGUUAGCAAUCCCUUAUAAUGACAAGACCCAACAAGACCUCUGUAGGAUCUUUGACAUCAAGGGAAUUCCAGCUUUGGUUCUUUUAGGACCUGAUGGUAAGACCCUUAGCACAAAUGGAAGAGCUUUGAUCUCUUCCUAUGGUGCAAAAGCCUUCCCUUUCACUGAAUCAAGGAGAGUUGAGGUGGAAGCAGCCUUAAGGAAGGAAGUUGAUGGAUUACCCCAUCAAGUGAAGGACCCAAAACAUGAACAUGUUCUCAGGUUGGAUAAAGCCAAAGCUUAUGAAUGUGAUUUCUGCAAAGGCCAAGGAAGGUUUUGGGUUUUCUCUUGUGACAAGUGUGACUUCGACCUUCAUCCGUCGUGCUUAGAUUAAACAU